AUGUUUGCAAUAAAAGUAAAGCGAAUGGGUCGCGUUAUUCGUAUUGGUGAUACCGCUUUUGUGCGCCGUGUAAUUUCGCAGGAAGAUGUAAAGGCCUUUGGCCCGCUAGUUGGAGAUUUUAAUCCAAUCCACGUUGACGAAACUGCCGCUAAGGCCGCUGGUUUUCCUUCUCCCAUUGUUUACGGUAUGUUAGCUGGUUCUCUUUUUUCAGGUCUCUUAGGUUCCGAACUUCCUGGUCCCCAGUCUAUCUACUUGAGUCAAACGCUCAGUUUUGUGGCACCUGUAUUUGUUGGUGAUGAAGUGGAGGCGCGCGUCACAGUGACUCAAUUCAGGAAAAGUAAAUUUAUGAUUGCAUUUCGCACAACAGUUAGCCGAAUUGAACGAGAAACAGGCAAGGAAAUUAUUUGCGUCGAUGGAACUGCUGUGGGAAUGAAUAAAACAGUUACGUUCGAAGGUGAAAGCGAGUGGACUGUACCUCGUGUGGUGUGA
Molecule: messenger RNA, 489 nt
Organism: Trypanosoma theileri
Lineage: Eukaryota; Euglenozoa; Kinetoplastea; Trypanosomatida; Trypanosomatidae
Product: maoC-like dehydratase
Exons: 1
Coding region: 1-489 (162 amino acids)
Source: RefSeq, a predicted model, not a curated record